Messenger RNA from Trichoderma atroviride IMI 206040, 2967 nucleotides. RefSeq lists its product as uncharacterized. The record is from RefSeq and is a predicted model, not a curated record. NCBI's taxonomy places the organism in Eukaryota, Fungi, Ascomycota, Sordariomycetes, Hypocreales, Hypocreaceae.
AUGGCCAUCACCAGGCGCGACAACGCAUUUCUCGACUUCUUCUCCUUCGGACAUGCCGACUUUCUGGCUCUUCUCUUGACCACGCCCAUUAGCACUCUACUUCUGUACUGGUCGAUUAACAACACCGUCUUCUCAGGCUCUCUGCUUCGCUUCAUCGACUUAAAUCGCCCAACGGUACAGUUUGCCGUGCAGCUGAUAGCCAAUCUACUGUCGCUCUGCCAAAUCCUGGUGCUGUGCAGGCUCAUCAACUAUGGGAUUCGAAGACAUCUUUCGUCCAACGCGAUGAGGCUGGACUCUCUGAGGGCCUGGAUUGACGCUAUGCAGCCGAGAGUGAAUUUUGGCCUGCCCAUCCGCUUUCUGCUACCCUUGUCCGCCUUUGUUGCAUUGACGAUGAUUUUGUCGGCGCUCUGGGCCGCUGCGCUGACGCCCGUCCAACUGUGGGAAGACGUCGAUCAAACCAUCGUUGUUCCCAAUUGGGACGAUGAUGCUCUCAUAAAAGAGUAUCCUUCCGAGGUUGGCAAAGAGGGAGCCACGGUGCAGAAUCUCAAAGGCCGGUUUUCAUAUUCUGUCGGCAAUCAGUUGCUUGGAAGUCUCCUCGCCAGCGCAUCCUCUGCGACCACCAUCGAUGGCUCGCCCAGAAUUCACGAAAAGCUGGACAAGUCCAAGUUCGCAUACAUCGGUCGCUCUUACGGCAUUGGUUCAUCGAUAGGGCUGGUGGACGAGGAAAUUUUGGGUAACAAUCGGGCGCUCGGAUACGCAUUUCAAGAGGCAGGAUACAAGGCCGAUGUAAACUGCAUCUAUAAUGCCUCAAGCGCGUUUUCUUUAUCAUCAACGGUCGAUGACUUGGUCUAUGCUGCGAGCGGGCCUUUGCCCGACAGCGACAACGGCCCCGAAUACUCGGACUACAUCGGCCACAAUAUGGAUCGUAUAGUUUCCAUCGGCGUCGCUCAUUUCGCCAACGAAUCAGCGAACGUAUACCCGCUUCGAAGAUAUCUGGCGUUCGCGACGGGGUCAAACUACGAUUUCUUGAACACAAUCCAGUGUGAGAUUGACUUUAUCCCAACGCUGUUCAACAUCACGGUGGAUCUCCAGGGCCAGAACAUCACUGUCAACGCUACAAUUGGUACCAAAAUCCAAGACAUCAAUCCAAGCAGGCGCCUAAAAAGCACCGUGAUGCGCCAAUUCGAACUCAUUGCCAACGACGAGACGAAUCUCUACAUCUCAACAGUUGGAAGCGCGUUUAAUGCUUCUAUUACCGAUUUCCGAACCCAUGUCCACUUCUCGAGUAAAGCCAGCCAUUGGUCAGACACCGAUAUUGUCCUCGUCGCCGUUGAAAACUCCAUUACUGCGAUGACGGAUGACAUGUUGGGCGCGUAUGCAUCGGCGCAGCUCAUGGUCGGCAACCUGACACAACGCAUAAACGCUACUGUGCGAGUAACUGCUAUAGCAUUUGGCGGGAUCAAAUACAACAUUGCGGUAUUCGCGGCCAAUAUUGCCGUCAUCUUGCUGCUUUUGAUCGAGGUUAUUAGGACUAGAGGAUGGAAAGGCCUUCCCGAUUUUGAUGUCUCAGAUCAUGGGAUACUCCGUAGUUUUCACCAAAGACAUAUCCGAACUGGCAUGCUAAGCUACUACGUCUCGUGGCAGCCAUCCAUGUUUUGUAACCUCAAUGACUCUGGCCCCUUCAUUCAAAAGAAGCUGUAUAGUAAGGGCGUCGACAGUGCCCAUCCUACGGGAAGCACACGAACUGCCAGAGCUUCUAAAGCCACCUCUACUGUUACUGCUGCGACUUCCACCGUUCCCGCUUUCUUUAUUGUUUCCACCUUUUCCGCCGCCGCCGCCCUUGCUCUUGAACAGAUUGCGCUCAUUGGAUUGAGACGUGCCCUCUAUCGUGGCCACUUGCCGAGGGCCGCCACUAACAGUACUGGCGGUGAAAGUAGGUAACAGAGUAGCUUGCAAGAGAGUAAGGUCAAAUCUCAUGGUGCAAGGCGAUAGCGAUGUCAAAUGGAGAUUCAGAACGAAGCUACCAUGAUUGGUAGCCGAUCACCGAAAUAAUCGAGUCUAUCUCUCCCCUCCCAAUCACCUGGCAUUAAAAUUUGCAGUGCAGUUCAUGCUAAUGUACGUUGUACUCUACCCACGCUCUAGUGCUAUGUAGGCUCACUGUGAGACUUGGACAACUUGCGUACAGCAUGAUAACCUUGGGAGCUUUGAAGGCAUAAAUUAGCGCAGAGUACCUACAUCUACUCAGUCAGACUCGACUGAAGAUUUUAUUUACUGUUCCAUCUGCUGGUCUUUUUGCGCUGAAAACGGCCUUGCCCGUUGCUCUUAAUAAAGGCCACCAAGGCUACGGGUUAGAAAGACCUACCUUGGGCUGAUUUAGCUUUCUUCUAGCCUUGGUUUGAGAAGAUAGGUAUGUGGUUAUGAUACGCUGUAGAUGUCGUAUCGCUUUUUGGGAGUUUGCACCAAAAUCAGAACCUCAUAAAGCUCUGUCAGUCUUGUGCCUUCUAUCGUCAAAUGAAGCCUAUCUUUUCUUGUAUGGAUCUUUUCUUGUAGGGAUCGAGCAGUGGAGUAUACUAGAAAGUAAGCAAGACGCAAGACCGAAUCGAAAUAGAAAGACGGGGAGGACGUAAGCACGAGGAGCCAACAAAGUACGCCUGUCACGAUUGAAAAGAAGCUGUCGUGCGCGGUAGAUGGAUGGUGGUGAUAAAGAUUGCAAGGGGCUAGAGCUACUCGACUUUCAAUCUGGCGAUGCGCUAUUAAUAGCUACCGGGGCUUCUAGCGCCAAGCUGCACUGGGAUAUAGCGCCAGAUCCGUCUCUCGGGUGAUUCCACCCGCUAAAAUGGUCGAUACACGAAAUCAGAAUGAUAGAAGCUCUCAGUAGCGACCGACUCGAUCGAUAGGAGAAAUAAGGAGAGGACAAAAGACGACUGUCAGUCAGUAUGAGAAAGCAAUAAACUAAAAGAGAAAUAG